AUGGCUGCUGAGAGAACUUGUCUGGGGGAGGACAGCUCUAGCUUUGUGUCGGCGAUUCGUGGAACCGUGGCCUGUGAAAGCUGCCGUGGAGUGCAGAGGAGUGGAAGUUUCUUGAGAAAGCAGCAGGCUGCCAGGGUUUUACGUCCUCUGCGCGGCCCCCUCGGCUCUCCGGCGGGCUCAGAGCUCCCCCUCCCGAGGCGCCACGGCCUCGCCGCUCCCCGGCACCGCUCCCGCUGCCCUCGCCGGGUCCCUCUGCGGGGGACGCCAGGAAGGAAGCGGCGGGGCGCUGCCUCCCGUCCCGGCAGGGGCGCUCCGCUGCGGCCGGGCUCGCAGGCAGGUACCCGCCGCGGGAGGGACGGGCCGGGUCCAGGCGGGGCCUGCCGGGGGGCGGCGGAGCCGGGCCCCGGUGUAACCUCCCCCGCGGGUGCUCGGCGCUGCGGGCGGGCGGAGGGAAGGCGGCGGGCGGCGCCGGGCGGCCGCACCGCAUGCGCAGGAGGGCAGGUAUCGCCGGCAGCCGCGGAGCCGCCGGGAGCAUCGCGGCGGCCCCGCGUCCUCAUGGUGCCGUGUCAGGGCGGAGAGGGCGACGCCGCUCCGGCGGCGGGCGGCCAGGAGCCGGAGGUGCCGCCGGGCCGGGAGGAUGGGCCGGGUGCGGUGCAGCCGUGCCUCUGCCCGGCGCCCGGCGUCGAGGCGGCGGGCGCCGAGGAGCGCCGCGCUUGUGGCUGCUGCUCGGGCACGUCCUGGCCGUUCUGCUGCGAGGCACCUGGGACAAAGAAGAAAGCUGCGUGCCCAGGACUCGGUCUGUUUUACACUAUACUGUCUGCCUUCCUUUUCUCAGUGGCCUCUUUAUUCCUUAAAAAAAUAGAAGAUGUACAUGCAGUGGAAGUGAGUGCAUUUCGAUGUGUUUUCCAAAUGGCAUUUGUUCUUCCUGGUUUAAUAUACUUCAAAACAGGGUUUUUGGGACCAAAAGGUAAAAGAAUUUUUCUUUUCUUCCGAGGAUUCCUUGGCUCUACUGCAAUGGUUCUUCUCUACUACGCUUACCAAGUCAUGCCGCUAGCUGAUGCCACUGUUAUAACUUUUACCAGUCCUGUUUUUACAUCGUUGCUGGCAUGGAUCUUUCUCAAAGAGAAAUACAGCCCUUGGGAUCUUCUGUUUACUCUCUUUGCAAUCACUGGAGUGAUUCUUAUUGCCAGACCACCGUUUCUGUUUGGCUCACGUGUUACAGGGAUUGAAGGAAGUUACUCAGAUCACCUUAAAGGAACUAUAGCAGCGCUUGCGAGCACAUUAUCCGCAGCUUCGACUAUUGUUAUACUAAGGAAGGUGGGAAAAUCUGUGCAUUAUUUUUUGUCCAUUUGGUAUUACGCAGUCAUUGGAUUAAUUGGAUGUGUUAUAGCAUUGUUUGUUUUGAAUGAAUGGCGUUUACCAUACUGUGGUAGAGAUAGGGUUUUUCUAAUAUUGAUAGGCUUGUUAGGGUUGGGAGGUCAGACAUUUCUCACAAAAGCAUUGCAGAUAGAGAAAGCUGGACCUGUAGCAAUAAUGAGAACAAUGGAUGUGGUGUUUGCUUUUAUUUUACAAACUCUUUUUCUCAAUCAUCUACCAACUUGGUGGACUGUGGGUGGUGCCCUUUGUGUAGUAGCCAGUAGUUCUGGAACUGCCAUUCGUAAGUGGAGACAUAGUGUGAAAAAAGCUAAACAGAGGGAAAUCUAACAAUAUAGACACUAAUUCAUUACAGAAACAAGCAACCUUGAAAGAUAGAUCAAUACAAUAUUUAUUUUAAUUUAUUUUAAAUAACCUAUUUACUAAAUUGUAGUACCAAAUUAUAUCCAGUAAAAUAACUGGAUAACUUUUUUUUAACCAAAAUUGGAGAUGUUUUAGCAGCUGAUGAGGUAUAUACUUUCCUUUCUUAUAUUUGGGCAUGCUAAUAUGGGCAGUAGAAAGAUACUUAAAAGUAGUUUCUUUCUUUCAAAAGUGGACUAUAUUUAUUUUCCUAAAGUUCCUGACUCUCCACUUAGACUCUAUUUUUCAGAGCAAUGGAAAUAAAUCUCCCAGACUUAAUGCUGUUCUGUGCUUGAUUACCACAGGGAUUGCAGUACAAAAGUUAGAAGGAAUAAAGAAUUGAUAAUCCUUAAACAACCGGCUUUUAUAGAAUAGAUAAAGCUUGUACUUCUAUAAGCUUUCUAAUUAUCAUUUUGCACAAACCAGAUGCCAAAUGCAGAUUUAAUUUUAAUUUGGAUUCUAAAAGAAGAAAAGCUAUUUCAUUUUUUUCCGAGUAAUACCGAGAGAAAAUUGUGAAAAUUACCUAUCAGUUUUGCUUUUUUAAAAAAAGAAUUUCAAGUGUUUGCACUUCACAUAGUGAAACAACCUAAUCACCUUUUUUUUUUUUUUUUUUUUUUCCCAAAAGUGAUUUUCCAUAUAAACGUGUCUUUAGUUGUUGCAGUCUUAGUGAUGAGAGACAACAGUUAAUUCUAUACCACACAUAAAUUAGCCCUUUCUUCUGGUAUGGAAUGCUGCGCUGUAGCUGCACUUUUCUUUAUUCUAUGCAAAAUAUUAUAUUUUUUAGGUAUUUAAUACAGGUUAUAUUUAAUGCUGCUUAUGACCCUUUUUAGAUUCUUCUAUACAAAAGUUCUUUAUGAGACGAAGUUUGAGUCUCCUUUGCCUUCAUAAACUUAGGAGGUUUUACAGUAAAGCUUUUGCCUGUUUCCUAAGAAUGUACAAGAGUGCCAUGUAAUUGCAGUUUCACAGAAAAUGCAGGUUGGCUAAGGUCAUACAGAGAUUCUACAGAAGAGCUUUGAGGAAAGCUUGGUGGAAGGGUGAUGCUAUGCAUACACAUCACAUUCAGGCAUCCACACUGCAUCAGGCAGUGAGAACGGGCAGCUUCAGUCCCACUUCUCAUGCUGGCCCUUUUAAGUCUGUAUUUAUCACUUCUCUUGCACAUCUUCUCACUUUUAUAGGCUUUAUCUAGAAUGCAACAAGUACCAAGGAGAAAUACUUUUAUUACUGGUCUUGGUGUCCUUCACAUUUCAGGAAGACUAAAUGUUUAGUAUCAGGAAGUGGGAUUUUCCUAAUCUGAACAUUAUGUACUUUAGGGUCUUGUCUCAAAAGUACACAAUGUUCAGAUUGUCUCUUGUCUAAAACUUGUAAAGUUUAAAGAAAGUUUUAACUUGAAUCUUUCUUUGGUCUUUUGUAUCUUGAGGAGGUUUUCAGACUUAGGAGGAGCUGCUAAGGUCAUUUGGUCAGUUGCUCACCUAUCAUGUAAUAAAGUUCUCCAGCUGUGUGCUGGACACUUUGUCCUGAAGGAUGCUGUGACAGUAUCAAAAGCUCUGCUGAAGUCCAAAAAGGUUGUGUCCUGGCUUUCCUAGACUGACUAGGUGGGCUACCCUGUAGUAGAAGGAAAUCAGGUUUGACAAUCAAGACUUGCCAUUCAUGAAGCCGUGCUGGCUGCGACCAAUGAUUGAGUUGUCCUUCAGGUGUUUUUCAUUACCUCACAGAAAAAUCUUUUCCAUGUAUCCAGAUAUGAGGAUCUGUCUUUGUCCAAGUUUCCGUAGGUGAAAUCUGCGCGCUGAAUCUGAAUGUGUUAAUGGAUAUGAGAAGAUUCUCACCCACCAUUUGAGUGGUAGAAUUGGUUCCUGCUUACAGCUGUCUGUUCUCUGCUUUUCCUGAAUGCUGAAGCUCAGCUACUGCUGACAAGGCCAGGAAACUGCUUUACUGUCUCUUAAAAGCCUCACAUAAUAAUAAUAAAAUUCUGGUUUCGCACCCUUUUUGCUUAAUACUUGAAACUGAACUGGGAUUGAUUUUUCUGCUGCUUAACCAUCACUGCCACUGAGCAACAGCUUUCAGAGGAAGGAAGGAAAACAGACUGCAUUUUUUACUGCUUCACUUCAUGUGUAAUAUGCAUGUGUUUGAAUUGCAACUUACGAAGGUGUGGUUCCAAAGCAGUUCAGAUUGAUGCAAACUUGGAUUGUCAGCUAGCCCUGCUCUCUCCUCUUGGCACAAUGCUUAUGUGGUUAUGCGAUGAGCUACCCCUGGGAGCUGGUCCAGUACAUGUCUUUUUAGUAAGGUUGUUGGAGAGGACAAAAUCAGAGUAGCCUAAACUUGAUGACAGUAUAAAAACAUUAGGAAGUAGAAUUAGUUCAUAGUUGAAAUUACAGUGUAUGAAUGGUGCUUUGUCAGGUCAGAGUAAAAAUUAUAUGGAAGCUUACGUUGAAAAGCAUCUUUAGUUCGUAUGAUUUCAAUGAAUCUUGUUUAUGCUUAGUAGAGAAGAACAGGUUACUGGAGAAAGGAUUGUUUUCUUGCCCUUAAUACAUAAGUAAACAUGGAAAGUUUGCUACAUGACCAAAAUCAACGUCUAGGUAUAGUUGUUUGUAAUUUUUGUCUCAAGUUCUAGCAGAAACUCUUUCAAUAUAUUUCUUGUGCCCAAACCCCUAGAUUAUUGGUUUUUUUCUUUGUUCAAACAUACAGGGUUUCCUUAUGGCUUCAUCUGCUUAUUUGCUCUUGCUGUUCUUAAACCUUGCUAAAUAUUUAAUUUGUUAAAAUACUAAUCUAAACCAGAUCCUAUGUUGGAGGAUGUAUGUUUUGGAACAUUGUUUCAAUUUUGAUCGAUCUUUUAGGGAACUGUUUAACUGGAAUGAGAAUGAAGGACUUGACUAGAACUCCUCUAUCCAUAAAGCAUGACAAGCUAGUUUCUGUAACUGGUUUCUACAUGAUGUUUGGAAUGAAAGACAUUUGAGCUUUACGUUCUUCAGCCACCUCAAUUUUAAAAUUUUUCUUCCUCUCAAAUAUAGGCUGAAAACCUAUUAGUUGCAAGCCUUAAAGAUAAUGAAACUACGAAAGUGUGGAUACCAUGAAAUGCUGGAGUUUUUUUAAUUGAAAAUAUUUCUUAAAAUUUCUUUCAGGAUGGUAGAAUUUUUCUUCAAAGCUUAUAACAGUUUGAGAAUCUGAAACGAAACUGGCUGAGCCUUGAUUCUUUUAGAUUCUGAUCUUUUUUAGCUUUUUAAUAUAGCAAGUUUCUCAGGGUCAAAAGUUAUUUUUCUGAGCUUUGAGUCAGAAAUAUAUUGAUGUUCAUUGUCUGUACUGUCCUGUUGUGAUCUUUACUUUAAAGUUGGGUAAAUAUACCAUUCUAAUAGAAACUCCUUCCUGUGUAAUACAAUGGAAUAUUGUUGCAUUGCAGUUGCUUUGUUAUAAUGUUAAGUUUCUCUUGAAUUUCAACAUAAUCAUUCAAUGUUCUGAUUUCUGUGGAUUCUGAAUAGAAAGAGGUAUAAUUAAUUACUGGUUAUUUUGCACAGAAACAGGGAUAAAAAGAUUUAGUUGUUACUGAUGCAUCAUAACUUUGGUUCAUGCAUUCUUUACUAUGCAAGACACUAAUUGCUGGUGGUGGUCAGUGGGACUUUGUAGCCUUAAAGCCUUAUGUAUCCAACUCUUCCGUAGAAAGCUGAUGGCUUUGUACGGUCAUUGUGCAGCAGCCAAUUUCUUUUAGGUUAAGUUGGUUGUUUAAAGUAUGCUCUAAAAGCCCUUUAAAUAAGGGGUUUUAAAUAAAUCUACACCAAGAAUUUGCCAAGCUCUCUGUGUAGAUGAGGGUGGUCUAUAUAAUUAAAACGGCAUUUGUCUAACAUCAGGCAUGAAGUAACCUCAGCAGGUGAUAUUACUAGUUAAAUGUGUAAUUUUUAUUCUGAAAACAGAUUCCCAAUUCCAAAAAGUUCAAGAUGGUGCUUCCUGUAAUUAGUAGUGACAAAAUGGAUCAUACUUUCCUUGACCAUAAUUUAAAAUAAACAACUACUCCCAUGAUAUUUUCUCUUCCGUGAGCUUUUGUAUAAGAGCUGUUAAAAGGUUUAUUUCUAGGGAGGCAGCCUCUUUCAAAGUUAUUUCCUUGCUAACUAGUGGUUAGCAGGGAAAUAACCAGGAAGAGUCUGUUUUUUAGUUCUCUAACCAUGAUUUCCAUGGCAGACUCAUCUGUGGCAUCAGCCCCACAAGGGUAAUAAAAACAUUGUCUCUGUCCUUGCAUGGAUUCAGUGUUGGCCGUGCUGACAGCAGGUGUGAACACUGACUUCAGCAGGACAUUGCAGCUGCCAGCAGAAUGCUUUUGGGGUCAUAACUGCCUAUCCAUCCAAAGACAAGUUGUGGCUUUAUGUUCCUGCAGAUGCAGGUGACUUCAGGAAGGAGCACACAUAUUCUACGGUGAUAACUUCUGUAUAUCAGAAUGAGUAGUUUUGUAUGUUAUGUGAAUUAUUGUUUGACAAAAAGGGGGUAAAAAUACCCUCAGCGUUAAUUAAAGGAUUUUUGCCAUGUCCUGUAAAUUGUUAAAUAUAUGUUGAAUUAAAUGUUUUGUAGAAGUUACUGG
This is a messenger RNA of Hirundo rustica (Barn swallow), 6331 nucleotides long. RefSeq names its product solute carrier family 35 member G1 (gene SLC35G1). Gene Ontology annotation, biological process: regulation of cytosolic calcium ion concentration; calcium ion export across plasma membrane. Bases 1 to 1704 code for a protein of 567 amino acids. Gene Ontology annotation, cellular component: plasma membrane; endoplasmic reticulum membrane. The record is from RefSeq and is a predicted model, not a curated record. Lineage: Eukaryota; Metazoa; Chordata; Aves; Passeriformes; Hirundinidae. The transcript is spliced from 4 exons.